Gryllus bimaculatus (two-spotted cricket) is the source of this 1217-nucleotide messenger RNA. Lineage: Eukaryota; Metazoa; Arthropoda; Insecta; Orthoptera; Gryllidae. The record is from the annotation of a GenBank genome assembly.
GCCACCGUAAUGGUCUCCACCACGUUAUAUGGGAGUUAUAGGGCCCUGUGCGUUGUCGUGCGUAUUAGAGUUGAUUAGAGUGCUCGGUACCCUGCGAAAUUGUUCUGUGUAUACUCUCGUAUGCUUGGUGGCGUUGUGAAUUGAUUUAUUAGCAGUGGUCUGCAGCUUGACAGGCGUGUUGAACAAACUUAACUAAUAAUUUCCAGCAAAAUGGUCCAAAUGAGCCAAGGAACGAAGGACAGAGUAUCGUUUGUGGUAGGCGUGUCUAAAUUUGCUUUCCAUUGGGGGUUCAUUCCGACAGUGCUGUAUUUAGGAUUUAAAAAAGGCGCAGAUGCUGGUAUGCCUGAAUUAUCUUUACUGAACUUGCUUUGGCAGUAACGAUCUGUUAACAAAAUGUGUAGUUUUUAUGAAAUAUCACUGUACAUAGAGAAUAAUUGCUAUGCUGAAUACAUAGUCUCCAAAUUAAAGUACUUUGGAUAAUUUGUCUCUCAAAGUUAACAUAAAAUCCAAAUAUUUUCUUAUUUAUGUCAUCUUAUAAAAUACUUCAUCCUGUAUAAUUUUUUUAUUCAUGAAACAAAUGUUCCUGUGUAUUGCAUCUUUGUAUAAUUUGGUAAUUUGUUGAUGUGCAAAAUGUUUAAUUGUGCAAUGUAAAGUGAUAAACACUUAUAGUUUUGAUAAGAAAUGCAUUUAUUAUUGAUAUUUUGUACCUAACAUCUGAACACAGUUGUGUGAAGAGCAUGGUGGGCACAAUGUUUAUGCUGUGUAAUUAGGUAUGGAAAUUCAAAUUUCACAUUGUGGAGAAAGUUCUGGUUCAAUAUGAUGGCAGUGCAUAUUAACUGAACAUUCUGCUGUUGUGAUAAAUAGAGGAUGUCUGGUAUCAAUAAUUUUAUUAGGCUUAAGAUCAUUUUGAUCGCAUAGUGAUCCUUGGAGCACUAUGCGAUCGAAAUGAUCAUAAGCCUAAUAAAAUUAUUAAAACCAGACAACAUCCUUUAUUUAUCAUAAUAAGAGAAGGUAUCUACCUCACCAGCGAUCUAAUUAAUUUUGCUGUUGACAGAAUUAUUGUAUAAGUUAAAGAAUCAACAAAUCAGGAGUAACCUGUUCAAAGAUUUCUUAUUUUUUUCCUCUUAUAUGGUAGACUGUUGAAUAUGAUAUUAAUUAGGAAUUUUUCUUUAUCUUAAAAACCUUUUUCUAUUCCAACAAACAGCGUAAGCUAUAAC